Messenger RNA from Phoenix dactylifera (date palm), 2112 nucleotides. Its product is annotated as putative receptor-like serine/threonine-protein kinase At4g34500. Gene Ontology annotation, biological process: protein phosphorylation. Lineage: Eukaryota; Viridiplantae; Streptophyta; Magnoliopsida; Arecales; Arecaceae. The record is from RefSeq and is a predicted model, not a curated record. Gene Ontology annotation, molecular function: ATP binding; protein kinase activity.
GCACGGUUUCGUAGUUUUCCCCAAAGUAAGCCCCAUUUCCAUACCCUUCCACCUCGCUAGCCUUUUUGUUUUCAAAAAAGACAAAAACAAUAAAACUUUCGAAACUUUUUAAAACUUUUAACCACGCUUCGUAGUUUUCCCCAAAGUAAGAUAAAACUUUUUAACCACGCUUGUUCCCGAAGCUUUCGAAACACCGACGCAUUCCCGGCAGUGAAGCCACGAGGCCUUCGUUGCUGCUUUCCCGGCAGGGAAGCCACAAGGCGUUCGUUGCAACGCUCUCUUCUCCCUCUCGCCAGCUACGCCCCAAAAGAGAAGAGUGACACCACACUCUCUAUAGAGCUCUCUUUCUUUUCUCUCGGACUCACGUUUUCUCCUUCUUACGGGAAAAAGGAAAAGAGCGGCUUGCCCACCUUGCGCUCCGCGGGAAAAUGGCCGGCGGUUUCCUGGCGGAGAAGACGGGCGUGCUCGGCCUCCCCGUCUACGUCCUUCUCGCGAUCGCCGCCUCCCUCCUCGUCGCCUGCGUCAUCCUCGCGCUCCGCUUCUUGCGCCGGCGGGCGGCGGCGCGGGUGAAGCACGCGUCCGGCCUCAUCCCCUCUUCCAACAAGGAGAUCGCCGCCGAUCGUGCGCCGGAGGGCGGCGCCGGGGAGGUGGAGGUGGAGGUGGAGGAGGAGAAGAAGGGGUUGGUGGGGGUCGAUAAGGGAAACGGAGGGAAGGGGUGGGGAGAGUCGUCGUCGUCGUUGGAGGCGGCGGAGAGGAUGGGGAACAUCGGGUGGGGGCGGUGGUAUUCGGUAGCGGAGCUGGAGGCGGCGACGGGGGGGUUCAGCGCCGGGAAUGUGAUCGGCGAGGGGGGUUACGGCGUCGUCUACAGAGGUGUCUUGCCUGACCUCUCCGUCGUCGCCGUAAAGAAUCUCCUUAAUAACAAGGGUCAAGCAGAGGAGGAGUUCAAGGUGGAGGUCGAAGCCAUCGGAAAAGUACGGCAUAAGAACCUUGUGGGUCUGGUUGGGUACUGUGCAGAAGGUGCUAAAAGGAUGCUUGUAUACGAAUACAUGGAUAAUGGCAAUCUGGAGCGCUGGUUGCAUGGAGAUGUUGGCCUUGUCAGUCCACUGACAUGGGAUAUCAGAAUGAAAAUAGCCAUUGGAACAGCGAAAGGAAUAGCAUAUUUGCAUGAAGGAUUAGAGCCCAAAGUUGUGCAUCGAGAUAUAAAGUCCAGUAACAUUCUUUUGGAUAAGCAUUGGAACCCUAAAGUAUCAGAUUUUGGAUUAGCUAAGCUCUUGGGCACUGAUUCUAGCUUUGUAACAACGCGUGUAAUGGGAACAUUUGGGUAUGUGGCUCCUGAAUAUGCAUGCACAGGCAUGCUUAAUGAGAGUAGUGAUGUGUACAGUUUUGGGGUUCUACUGAUGGAAAUAAUUUCAGGAAGAUGUCCAGUAGACUAUAGCAGACCACCUGGAGAGGUAAACUUGGUAACUUGGUUUAAAGGGAUGGUAGGAAGUAGACAUGGAGAGGAGGUAGUAGAUCCAUCAAUGGAAAUUCAGCCUUCACCAAGAGCGUGGAAGAGGGUGUUGCUGGUUUGCCUUCGAUGUGCAGAUUUAGAUGCUGAAAAGCGGCUGAAGAUGGGGCAAAUUGUACACAUGCUUGAAGGAUAAGAGUUUCCUUUUCGUACAGGCCAAACAUCAUGUUCUACUUCACCGGCCACUGCAGUGUCAAAUCCUGCUUCUGAUCAGCGAUCAUCAGUCAAUAAUGUAGCAUGUUUCAGAUGAUAAUUUGCUUGGCUGCAAGACAGCUAUAAAGCUCUAAUCCGCAGCAGCCAACAUUCUUUGAGAUGAUGGAGAUUAAGGCUAGGCAUGGCUCAGGCCAAAUUCCAUCAUCAUAAAUCUCUUUCUUGUCAGCUUUCUCAAAUUCAUGACAGAUUGUAGCAAAUUUACUUCGAGCUAUUGCUUAUACCAUUUGUCAUUGUCUCUCAUUCAUAUAUCCUUCUAAGCUGUUUGUAUGAACUGCUCUUUUCACCUGCGUAUAAGCAGAUUGCACCCAGAUUCAUCUCUUUUUAUGCCAUGUACAUGGGAGUGGUGGCAUUCACAAUGUCUUCUCUUUGUGCCAACAACAGCGCAGCACUCU